AUGAUGAAAUGGAUUGGUUGGUUGUGCACUCUGUACUUGUCUUUUUCAUCGAUCAGGGGCGAUUGUUUGGAGACUGAGCGAAAUUUAUUUCUCUGGACGAUUGAGAAAUCAAAUGGGAAACAAGUCGGGUAUCUCUUCGGCACAAUUCACGUACCAUACACGCGGAUCUGGGAUCGAGUAUCGAAUCGUGUCAAGGAAGCCUUUCAUCGAGCGAAUUCGGUGAUCCUCGAGGUUGACCUUCAAGAUCCAUCCACUCUUCGUCGACUCAUCAAAUGCAAAAAUUUGAAAGGAAAGCAGAGAAGUCUUCAAUAUCUUGGUCCAGAACUCCAUCAAAGACUUCAACAUUAUUUCGCCAGUUACCGCAAGAAGUUGAUUUCUGUUUUGAAGGAACGAGAUGACGCAGAAGCAGCACAAGCAGUCAUUGCUAAUUUCAAUCAAGCCAUUGGUGGCUGGGAUCGUCGUCGAGCAGAAUGGUUGCUCUUUGUCUUGUAUCAACUUUGUGAUAACAAUCUCGAUCGUGAGGAUUCUCCAAUGUUGGAUGCUUAUUUAGCUGAAAUGGCUGCAGCAAGUGGAAAAGAUAUUCACAGUAUCGAGACAGCUAAUGAGCAAUGCAAUCCGGUUCAAUCACUUUCGGAAGAACAGGUUGUCUUUGCAAUCAACUACACUCUCUCCUAUUUGGAAUAUCAGUUGAUAACGAAAAGGAAUCCCUCUCUUCAACAAAUCAAUCGAUCUAGAAGAACUUAUGACAUUGUUAGAAGUUACGAGUGUGGUAGUCUUGAGAACGAUGUCUUUAAGAACACUCACAGCAACGAAAAAUUCGGCUCUCAUUUUAAUCAGAGUGACGUUCAACGGGCAAAACAAAUUGAUUUGAUAUUGAAAGAUGAUAUCUUGAUAAAGAGGAAUUUCCGGAUGGCUGAUCGGCUGGAUAAAGUGAUUAGCAAAGAUGGGGAGACAAACUUUUUUGCUGCUUUGGGGACGGGCCAUUUCAUUGGAGAGAAGAACAUUUUGGAUCUUCUAAAGGACAAAGGUUACACAAUCAAGCCGGUCAAAGAAGAUGACAUUGUG
This is a messenger RNA of Mesorhabditis belari, 1065 nucleotides long. The record is from the annotation of a GenBank genome assembly. Lineage: Eukaryota; Metazoa; Nematoda; Chromadorea; Rhabditida; Rhabditidae.